UUGAACAAGGCUCGUGAUGCUUUCUACUCAUGUCUCGAAAAGGAAUGUGAUAAGAAGCCAACAGAAAUUGCAUCGGUCGGCUUGCUUUACCCCAUAGAAUGCAAACAAUCCAGGGACCAAUUCGUUAAACAAUGUCGAUCUUCUUGGGUGAAACAUUUCGAUAGGCAAUAUUGUCAGAACAAAAGGGUUCAGAGACUUUUGGAUGACAAAGGGACUAGGAGAGGUCCGUUGUUACUCCCACAGCCUUACACUUUCAAACCCACUUCUUCAUUUUCAUGAAUCAUUCUUCUAGCUGUAGUAGUUGUAGUAUUGGCUGGUAGAUUGGUAAUUCUGAUUCACUGAUAGCUUAUGCAUCAUUCUUUUUUGGAAGCUUGUUCAUGUUGUGAUAAGUGAUUUGGGUUUCUAUUAGUAUAUGAUUAGUUAGCAUUAGUCAUUACUGUUGUUGAUGUUGGGUUCAAUUGUUUUUCUUUUUCAGUUUUUAGUUUUUUUCGACUUCAAGUUGCAAUAAAAAUAUCUAUGUCUAAGAGAUUCAAUUCAAUUCAA
This is a messenger RNA of Cicer arietinum (chickpea), 543 nucleotides long. RefSeq lists its product as uncharacterized. Lineage: Eukaryota; Viridiplantae; Streptophyta; Magnoliopsida; Fabales; Fabaceae. The record is from RefSeq and is a predicted model, not a curated record.